AGCAUUACCCACCAUCCCUAAUUUCAUCUUUAAUAUAUCUGAGUCCUUGCUGAGGCAAUUGAGGAUCUUUCGAGGCAAAAGGACAAAGUUGUCAAUUCUGGAUAACAUCAGUGGGAUUAUUCGGCCUUCGAGAAUGACACUGCUUUUAGGCCCUCCAAGUUCGGGAAAGACAACUUUGCUCUUGGCUCUUGCUGGACGCCUUGGUUCUGCUUUGCAGAUGUCAGGGAAGAUUACAUACAACGGCCACGGUUUAAAUGAGUUUGUUCCACAAAGAACAUCAGCUUAUGUCAGUCAGCAAGAUUGGCAUGCUGGAGAAAUGACAGUAAGAGAAACUCUGGAAUUUUCAGGUCGUUGUCAAGGUGUUGGAAUAAAAUAUGAUAUGCUUACGGAACUUGCAAGAAGAGAAAAAGAUCUUGGAAUAAAGCCUGACGAAGAUCUUGAUAUAUUUAUGAAGGCAGUAUCACUAGAGGGCAAGCAAACUGGCCUUGUAGUGGAGUAUAUAUUGAAGAUUUUAGGGCUUGACAUCUGUGCUGACACGCUGGUGGGAGAUGAGAUGAUUAAAGGUAUCUCAGGAGGUCAAAAGAAGCGCCUUACCACUGGUGAAUUACUAGUUGGGCCGGCUAGGGUGUUAUUUAUGGAUGAGAUAUCAACUGGGCUUGACAGUUCAACUACUUACCAAAUAAUUAAACAUCUUAAAAACUCGACCCAUGCCCUUGAUGGAACUACAAUUAUAUCCUUGCUCCAACCAGCUCCUGAAACAUUUGAGUUAUUUGAUGAUAUUAUUCUCAUAUCUGAGGGCCAGAUUGUUUAUCAGGGACCUCGUGAGGCUGCUAUUCACUUCUUUGAAGCCAUGGGCUUUAGAUGUCCUGAACGGAAAAAUGUGGCAGACUUUUUGCAAGAGGUUACAUCUAAGAAAGAUCAGAGACAAUACUGGUAUGCUUAUGAUUGCCCAUACCAAUUUAUACCAGUGACGAAGUUUGUAGAGGCCUUUGCUUCCUUUCGUGUUGGCAAAAGACUGUCCGAGGAAUUGACCGUUCCAUACAAUAGAUGUCACAACCAUACUGCAGCUCUCUCAUAUUCUAGUUACGGUAUUAAAAGGUUUGAGCUUCUGAAGGCAAAUUUUGAUUGGCAGUUGUUACUGAUGAAACGGAACUCAUUUGUCUACAUCUUCAAAUUUGUUCAGCUUUUGCUUGUUGCGAUUAUUACAAUGACUGUAUUUUUCCGAACCACAAUGCAUCGUGAUACAGUAGAUGAUGGAAUAAUCUUUCUCGGGGCGCUAUAUUUUGCAUUAAUCAUGAUUCUUUUCAAUGGGUUUACUGAAGUUUCAUUGUUAAUGACAAAGCUUCCAGUGAUUUACAAGCAUAGGGACUUGCAUUUUUAUCCUCCCUGGACAUAUACACUUCCUUCUUGGAUUCUAAGCAUUCCAUCAUCACUUAUAGAGACUGCGAUAUGGGUGGGAGUAACAUACUAUGCUGUUGGAUAUGAUCCACAGAUAACAAGUUUCCUGGGGCAUUUCCUUUUACUUUUCAUUUUGCACCAGAUGUCUUUGGUGCUUUUCCGUGUUAUGGCAUCAUUGGGCAGGAAUAUGAUAGUUUCCAACACCUUUGGAUCUUUUGCAAUGUUGGUUGUCAUGAUUCUUGGAGGAUUUAUCAUUUCUAAAGAUAGCAUCCCAAGAUGGUGGAUUUGGGGAUACUGGAUUUCUCCUUUGAUGUAUGCGCAAAAUGCUGUUUCAGUCAAUGAGUUUCUGGGUCAUUCUUGGGCCAAGAAUGUUGAAAUGCUAAACAUGCCACUUGGACAUGUAGUACUGAAAGGAUAUGGCUUAGUUACUGAAAGAUAUUGGUACUGGAUUGGUGUCUGUGCUGUGUUUGGUUACACUGUCUUAUUAAACAUUCUAUUGACCUUGUUCUUGACUUACCUUAACCCUCUAGGGAGACCACAGGCAGUUAUUUCCAAAGAGGAACUGUCAAAGAGGAAUGGAAAGAGGAAGGAUGAUUCUCUUGUUGUUGAGUUAAGGUCUUAUUUUAGAUCAGAUUUAUUAACAGAAGCAAAUGACAAACCACAGCAGGGAAUGGUCUUGCCCUUCCAACCUCUUUCCAUGUGCUUCAGCGAUAUUAAUUAUUACGUGGAUGUGCCAGUGGAACUUAAACAGCAAGGGAUACUAGAGGAUAGGCUGCAAUUGCUGGUCAAUGUAACUGGGGCAUUCAGGCCUGGAGUGCUCACAGCACUUGUUGGAAUCAGUGGCGCUGGUAAAACCACUCUCAUGGAUGUUCUAGCUGGUAGAAAGACUGGAGGGUAUAUAGAAGGGAGCAUAACUAUUUCAGGCUACCCAAAAAACCAAGAAACUUUUGCAAGAGUCUCAGGAUACUGUGAGCAGACCGAUGUUCAUUCUCCUUGCCUGACUGUUGCGGAGUCACUAUUGUACUCUGCAUGGCUUCGUCUAAGCUCUAAUGUUGACUUGGACACUCGAAGGGCUUUUGUGGAAGAGGUGAUGGAACUUGUGGAACUCACAACAUUGGGUGGUGGUCUUGUUGGUUUACCAGGGGUUAAUGGGUUAUCUACAGAACAACGCAAAAGGCUGACAAUUGCUGUCGAACUUGUUGCCAAUCCUUCUAUUGUAUUUAUGGACGAACCCACUUCAGGUUUGGAUGCAAGAGCAGCAGCCAUUGUGAUGAGAGCUGUGAGGAACAUUGGGAAUACUGGGAGGACAAUUGUGUGCACUAUUCAUCAGCCAAGCAUUGACAUUUUUGAGUCUUUUGAUGAGCUUUUGUUCAUGAAGCGUGGAGGGAAACUUAUAUAUGCUGGUCCACUAGGCCCUAAUUCUUACAAACUAGUCGAAUUCUUUGAAGCAAUUCCUGGAGUUCCUAAAAUCAAGGAUGGUUCUAACCCAGCAGCAUGGAUGCUCGAAGUUACAUGCCCAGCAAUGGAAGCUCGUCUUGGUGUGGACUUUGCAGAAUACUAUCGUAAUUCUAAAUUAUUCCGACAGAAUAAGGACUUGGUUAAAACUUUAAGCAGACCAAACACUGAAGCAAAAGAGCUUACUUUUCCAACCAAGUACUCUCAAUCAUUUCUUUCCCAAUACUUCGCUUGCCUUUGGAAGCAGAAUCUGUCAUACUGGAGAAAUCCUCAAUAUACAGCUGUCCGUUUCUUCUACACUGUGAUAAUUUCUUUAAUGUUUGGAACAAUUUGCUGGAAUUUUGGCUCCAAAAGGGACUCUCAGCAGGAUGUCUUCAAUGCCAUGGGAUCCAUGUAUGCUGCUGUCCUCUUCAUUGGAAUUACUAACGCCACAGCUGUCCAACCUGUGAUGUCAAUUGAGAGGUUUGUGUCCUAUCGAGAGAGGGCAGCUGGAAUGUACUCGGCACUACCAUUUGCAUUUGCCCAGAGAAUACCUGGAUGGUGGAGAUGGUACUACUGGGCCAAUCCAGUGUCUUGGAGUCUAUAUGGCCUUCUGACUUCUCAAUUUGGGGACAUUGAUAAACCCAUGGUUCUUUCAGAUGGUGUUAACACAAAGACUAUAAAAGCAUUUCUUGAGGACCACUUCGGUUUCAAUCAUGAAUUCUUGGGUGUUGUAGGAAUCAUGGUGGUCGGUUUCUGCGUAUUAUUUGCUGUGAUUUUUGCUCUGGCCAUCAAAAUCCUUAACUUCCAACGAAGAUAGAAACGAGAACAGACUUGUAUAAUUUUUUCAAACAGACACUUGAUGUGUUUUGAGCUAUGGAGAAGGUCCUGCCGAGAGUAAACUGUAUAGUGGCAGCAAUUAUUCGUAAUGAGAUUGCCCAGUCCUAAAUUAAUUCCUUUUUCUUUUUACUAAGAGCUGCAGUUGCCACAGUCCUGUUUGUGUAAUUCUGUCCUAAAAAAAGAUGUGUACUUGUAGCAUACUUUCUCCCCCCCUCUUGAACUCAGUGAAAUCUAAAGGCAUGAAGAUAUGUAUUAUUUUGGGUUUGUAUGUACGCACCAAAAUAUUAAAUGAAGUUCUAUUGGCAUCA
This is a messenger RNA of Asparagus officinalis (garden asparagus), 3980 nucleotides long. RefSeq names its product ABC transporter G family member 31. The transcript has 22 exons. Gene Ontology annotation, molecular function: ATP binding; ABC-type transporter activity; ATP hydrolysis activity. Lineage: Eukaryota; Viridiplantae; Streptophyta; Magnoliopsida; Asparagales; Asparagaceae. Gene Ontology annotation, cellular component: membrane. The coding region runs from base 134 to 3652 and encodes 1172 amino acids. The record is from RefSeq and is a predicted model, not a curated record.